AUUUGAAUGUUCGGCUCAAGUCUAGACAUGGACCCUCGCAAUAGUGCCAUAGACAUCCUCCUUUGUGAUUUGUGUGAAACUGCUCCCUUGAAGUUUCAUUGUGAGAAUUGUCAAAUAAACCUUUGUGUUGCCUGUAAAGAGAAGCAUCUGUUACAUUCAUGCGACAGAGAAAACAUUGUACCCUACAGACUCCACAUAUUUGCUACAAAAUAUCCAAAAUGUCAAAGCCACACACAACAAUUUUGUAAGACUUACUGUGAGAAAUGUGACAUUCCUAUUUGUGAAACCUGCCUCUCCUCUGAUGUCCAUAAUGGACAUUCUCUAUCAGAUGAUCUGCAGAAAAUCAAUUUCAAAAGUAAGCCUAUCCCACCUCAAAAAUUUUUGGCAUGCAUGGAAAACGGAAAGACCACCGUGCGUCAUGCUCGAGGGGUUGUGAUUGGGUGUGCUGGUGUGGGGAAAACGACUCUGUUAUACAGACUCAUGGGUAAAAGUCUUCAAGAAAUAAAAAAAAUAAAAUCGACGAGGGGACUUUGUGUCUACGAACACAUAUUUUCUGUGGAAAAAGGAGAUUUGGUUGCAACUGAAAAUGAUAUCUCUAAAAGACGACUGAUCCGAGUUCCACUGUCUGCACUUCAGAGGAAAGAGCAGAUUGGGAAAGAAAAGUCAAUGUUUGGAGUGAAAAGAACAAGUCAAAAAAGUGGAAAUUUAGAAAAUUUGCAAAACGAUAUGUUGCCAAAAGGAGAACAGAGAGCAAGUCCAUUGACGGUACAAAAUUCUUCUCUCGAUAUAUUAAGUACCACGAAAAAUGCAGCGAAUGAAUUACAAGUGACGAGAAAUGAAAAGGAUAAAAAAGGUGCCAGGGAAAAUGAAACAAAUGAUCUUCAAAUGUCGAGAUAUAAAAUGAGAAAAAGAUUGGGUGCCAGGGAGAAGGCAGAAAAUUAUCAACAACAGAAGCAUGAUAAAAUGCGAGAAAGAUUGGUUGCCAGGGAAAAGAGAGAAAAUGAUCAACAGACGCAUGAUAAAAUAAGAGAAAGAUUGCAUGACAGGGAAAAGAAAGAAAAUUAUCAACAUCAGACGCAUGAUGAAAUGAGAGAAAGAUUGGGCGCCAGGGAAAAGGAAGAAAAUUAUCAACAUCAGACGCAUGAUGAAAUGAGAGAAAGAUUGGGCGCCAGGGAAAAGGUGGAAAAUACUCUACAACUGACGCAGAAUGAUAUGCGAGAAAUAUUAGUUGCCAAGGAAAAUGAAACUAGUGUCAGUAUGAUUGAUUUUGCAGGACAAUUUGCUUAUUAUGCAUGUCAUCAGAUCUACAUGAGGUCUGAAACAUUCUACAUUCUUGUGUUGGACAUGAGUAAAUCCUUUAAUGAUGUCAUUGGUAGUGAACUAGAUGACCGUGAGGGCUCUAUAUAUUCAACAUGGACUUGCAAAGAUUAUGUUGACUUCUGGCUUGAAUCCAUAAAAUCGUUCGGUGGAAAAACUCCACAAAUACUUGCUGUGGCUUCACAUGCAGAGGACAAAGGAGAAGCGGAAAAAAAGGUUUUUUGGCAAAAUUUUUGGAGAUUAAUACGAGAAGAAGAUUGUGACUGGCUCGGAAAAUGCAUAAAUUCCCGUGAAUUUUCUUUAGGACUUAUUGAGAUGAAAGGAGAUGAAGAAAAUUCACUGAAGUGUCUAAAACAAACAAUUGCUAAGGUGGUAUCGAAAAGUCCAAAAGCUGAGUUAGAAGUUCCAUCAGCAUGGGCCCUUCUUGAACAUCUCUUGCGAAAGACAGAGAAGCCAAUCAUGUCACUUGAAGAAAUCAACAAAGUGAAUAAAACACUUCCGAAUAACUAUCAGUUAAAAAAUCAGGAGGAAAUUUUCGAAUUUCUAUCCUUUUUCCAUGAUCAUGGAUUGUUACUGUUUUUCAAAGAUAAAGGACUGAGGAAAUAUGCAAUAUUUGGGAUGCAGUGGUUUUCCAAUGCAUUCAGUAAACUUAUUGCAGACAGGAAGCAUAUCAGCCAAGACUGUAAUACAAAAUACAUUAAAAAAUGGGAAUGUUUCAACGAAACCGGAAAACUGGGACAUGAACUUGUCGAGGCUCUCUGGACAGGCGAGCAAUCGUAUUUAGAUCAUAAGAGAGAGCUUAUGCUGUAUAUGGAGAGAUUGCAAAUGUUAGUUAGCAUAGUUGACGCCGCUCACAAAACCUUGUGGUAUGUCCCCUGCAUGAAUAAUAAAAGUUUUACACGCCGCAUAUUUAAAAGGAAGUGGAGGUACUCUUCCAUUUUAUGUUUUCGGUUUGCAUCGUUUGCCAUGUUCGUGUAUUACAGACUGAUUGCAUACUGCAUGAGUUCACUGAAGUGGGCUGUGCAGCUGGAUAAAGACAACAGUCCAUGUCUGUAUCACACAGCAGCAAUAUUUGAAACAACCGAAAAUCACACUGUUAUUGUUGGUAUUUUUGAUAACGACAUCCAGAUACAGGUCAUGAGAAUCAAUAAUCUGCAACCAAAGGUUUCCUGUGAAAUUGGAAAAUCCAUUGAAAUUGCCUUAACACAAUUGACAAAGACAUUUGAGGAGGAGAAGACCUUUCAGAAAGGUUAUAAAUGUUUGAAUGUUUUCUGCAGUGAAGAGGAUAUGUCAUUCAUCCCAGAAAAAAAAUUAUCUAAAGCUAAAGAAAUUCAAUGCAAUUGUCCAAUAGAGGAUAAACACGAAAUAGACGUUCAUAAAACUUUAAUAUUCUGGGAAGAGGGAACAGAAGAAUGUUCUAAAAACGUGAAAUCAGGAUCUUCUGGAUUAAAUCUUGACGACCGUACUAGAUUUGCCAAAGUUGGAAUGGCGAUAAAUGAUGUGUUGACAGAGACCCUUAGAGACGUUUUACAGAAUAAUAUACCCUCUUCUAAUAUUUUUGUUAAGGUGAAUGCAUCAAAAAGAUAUAAAGAUCUCAAUAGUGAGCAACAGAAUCUUAUAAAAGAUGCCAUAAAUUCUGGUUAUGAGAAAUUUGAUACAACACUUUUGUACACCUUGAUAAGAAAUUUUUCAACAAUCACUAAGCCCACAAGAGGUUGGGGUUUGACGGCCUUACCUGCAUCAGGGGAAAUAACUGUGGGGGAUGACGUGGAAAGGAUCAGACUGAUACGAAACAAUGUGUUUGGUCACGUUAACUCAGCUUUAACCUCACAAUCAGUGUUUGAUGAUUGCUGGUCAGCCAUCUCUGAUAUCUGCACGCGACUUGAAACCUUUACGGGAAAUAGCUACUUGGAUGAACUUAGUUACAUAGAGAAUCUUUCCUUGGAAGAAAAGAAUCGAGAGGCAAUUAUAGAUCAAAUCAAAGUUGAAUGUAAGGAUGACAAAGAAAUCCUCGAAAUAAUGCAUUCAAUAGAGUCAAACAUGCAUUCUUUGAAAACUGGUAUGCAUUCAGUGGAGUCAAAUUUGCAUUUGGUGAUGAAGGAUGUGAAAGAAAUGAAAACAGCCAUGGAGUUUGAGAAGAAAGGUACGCAGCGUGGAAGGCGAGAAAUUUGCAAAAUCCUGUGAAUAUGUUUAAUGUCGUGUUUACCAUGAAAAAGACAAACUGUACAUAUUUUGUAUAAACAAAUAACAUAGUUGAAGCCAACUGACUAUUUUAAAAUGUGAUUCUUUUAGAACAUGCAAACAUCUUUAACUUUGAC
Molecule: messenger RNA, 3635 nt
Organism: Saccostrea cuccullata (small rock oyster)
Lineage: Eukaryota; Metazoa; Mollusca; Bivalvia; Ostreida; Ostreidae
Exons: 6
Coding region: 7-3501 (1164 amino acids)
Molecular function (GO): zinc ion binding
Source: RefSeq, a predicted model, not a curated record